CCGCAACGGCUGCCUCCUCUUCCCCUACCUCCUGAUCCGCUUUCUUCCUCCCUCCCCAAUUCCUUGUACCUAAGCUUCCACUGUAAGGAGUGAUUCGUGAGUAGGACCUAGCAGAGGAAGAAGAAAAGGGGCUGAGCCAUGUCCCACAACAUGGCACCCGCGGACAUGGAGACAGGCGCGGGGUCGUCCAAGCCGGUGGACGACGACGGCCGGCCGCGGCGCACGGGCACGGCGUGGACAGCCAGCGCGCACAUCAUUACCACGGUGCUGGGGUCCGGCGUGCUGUCCCUGGCGUGGGGGGUGGCGCAGUUGGGCUGGGUGGCCGGCCCCGGCGUGAUGACGCUGUUCGCCGCCGUCAUCUACUACACCUCGGCGCUCCUGGCCGACUGCUACCGCACCGGCAACCCUGUGUCCAGCCCGCGCAACCGCACCUACAUGGCCGCCGUCCGCGCCACCCUUGGCGGGUCCAUGGUGAAGCUCUGCGGCGCGGUUCAGUUCAUCAACCUGGUCAGGUUCGGCAUCGGCAUCACCAUCGCCGCGUCCGUCAGCAUGAUGGCGAUCAAAGAAGCCGGUUGCUUCCACAGGAAAGGGCACAAGGCCAAUUGCAGGAGUUCAUCGAAGAGCUUGUACAUUGCCAUCUACGGCAUAAUGGAAAUCUUCCUCUCCCAGAUCCCGGGAUUGGAGAGUGUAUGGUGGCUGUCGAUGCUCGCCACCGUCAUGUCGUGCACCUACUCCAUCAUCGGCAUCUCCCUUUGUGUCGCGCAGAGUGUAGCCAACGGGGGAAUCCAGGGCGGCCUCACCGGCGUGGCCGUCGGCAUCAACGCCGCCGGCAAGAGUGUCACUGUGAUGGACAAAGUCUGGCGUAGCCUUCAGGCUUUCGGAAACAUGGCGUUCGCCUACGCUUUCUCGAUCGUGCUUCUUGAGAUCCAGGACACGUUGAAGGCGGGGCCGCCGUCAGAGGCGAAGGUGAUGAAGAAGGCGACGGCGGUGAGUGUGGCGGUGACAACGGUGAUCUACCUGCUGUGCGAAUGCGUGGGGUACGCGGCGUUCGGCGACACGGCGCCGGACAACAUCCUCACGGGCUUCGGCUUCUACGAGCCCUUCUGGCUGCUGGACCUGGCCAACGCCGCGGUCGCCGUCCACCUGGUCGGCACGUACCAGGUCAUCACCCAGCCCAUCUUUGCCUACGUCGAGCUGCGGGCCGCCGCGGCCUGGCCGGACAACGCCUUCGUCGGCACGAUGCAUGUCCGGCUGUGGCCCUCGGGCGUCCACGUGGCCGUGUGCCCGCUCCAGCUGAUCGGGCGCACGGUGUACGUGUGCCUGACCACCGGCGUGGCCAUGGCGAUGCCCUUCUUCGGGUCCGUGGUGGGGCUCAUCGGCGCCGUCUCCUUCUGGCCGCUCACCGUCUACUUCCCGGUGUCGAUGUACAUCGUGCGGCGGCAGGUGCCGCGGGGCAGGACGCGGUGGCUGCUCCUCCAGGCGCUCAGCGCCGUCUGCCUGCUCGUCUCCGUCGCGGCAGCCGCCGGCUCCAUCGCCGACGUCGUGGCCGAGUUCCGCCGGAGGUAGGCUGACUGCUGACUGCUGACGUCGCGGCCUACUUAGUAUUAUAUAUAUAUUACUAGGUAAUUACCCGUGCGUUGCUAUGGGUGUAAAAAUAUUUUGGUUGUUACACACUAAUU
This is a messenger RNA of Triticum aestivum (bread wheat), 1679 nucleotides long. Its product is annotated as amino acid permease 3. The transcript is spliced from 4 exons. The record is from RefSeq and is a predicted model, not a curated record. Bases 139 to 1566 code for a protein of 475 amino acids. NCBI's taxonomy places the organism in Eukaryota, Viridiplantae, Streptophyta, Magnoliopsida, Poales, Poaceae.